Messenger RNA from Jatropha curcas, 2226 nucleotides. Its product is annotated as SOS3-interacting protein 1. The record is from RefSeq and is a predicted model, not a curated record. Gene Ontology annotation, molecular function: ATP binding; protein serine/threonine kinase activity. Gene Ontology annotation, biological process: signal transduction; protein phosphorylation. NCBI's taxonomy places the organism in Eukaryota, Viridiplantae, Streptophyta, Magnoliopsida, Malpighiales, Euphorbiaceae.
UAAAAUAGCCAUUCAUAAAGAAACUUCCCUUUCCAUUCCCGUUUCUUUUAACAAACAAAAAUCCAAAAAUAAUUCUCAGCUGUGGUGUGGCUUCUCGUCUUCUUCAUUUUGUAACCUCUAUCUUGGAUUCUUGGGUAUAUACAGAACCGAACUUGGAUCAACAGAAGGAAACCCAGUUGCAAAUAUUUAAUUACGAGUAUUCUGGUGGAGGUCCUUAAGGUAUAUCUGUCUGCUCUUCUCUUCCAGGAAUCCUGAGUUCUACUUUGAAAGAAGGAACCAAGGGAAUGCUGCAUGAUGUGCGUGGAUGUUCAGAAGUCUGUCUCUAUAGCCCAUCCGUUUGUAGCUUUGUUACACCUGCAUCUCGUUGUUCUUGAUGAAACUGGAUUUAUAAAUUCUACUUUAUCAUUCAAAUUUUCUGCAGAAAAACACUAUGAGCCUACAACUUAUUAUGAAUUUCCUGUUGUGCUAAUGCAUGAUUUAUGUGAAGACGGCUGAGCUACUUUCUGUUGUGUGUAGCUCAUUUGCUUUUUAAGUUACAUAUAGUGUAUUUGGUGGGAGAGUGUGGUAGAUAUUAGUUAAUUAGCAUUUCUGGCUUGGUAUGGAACAUAAACCGAGUGUCUUGACACAAAAAUAUGAGGUAGGGAGAUUGCUUGGCCAAGGCACGUUUGCAAAGGUUUAUCAUGCAAGGAGUAUCAGAACGAACCAAAGUGUGGCCAUUAAGGUGAUUGACAAAGAGAAGGUUUUGAAGGUAGGGCUUGUUGAUCAGAUCAAGAGAGAAAUAUCUGUGAUGAGAAUUGUUAGACAUCCUAAUAUUGUGCAGCUUUAUGAGGUCCUGGCCACCAAAACUAAGAUUUUCUUUGCAAUGGAAUAUUGCAAAGGUGGAGAACUCUUUAGCAAGGUUGCUAAAGGAAAAUUAAAGGAGGAUGCCGCACGCAAGUAUUUUCAACAGUUGAUCAAUGCAGUGGAUUUCUGCCACAGCAGGGGUGUUUAUCAUCGGGAUAUAAAACCAGAAAACCUAUUGUUGGAUGAGUAUGAAAAUCUAAAGGUUACUGAUUUUGGAUUGAGUGCUCUUGCUGAAUCCAAACAUCAAGACGGGUUGCUCCAUACAACUUGUGGUACACCUGCAUAUGUUGCUCCUGAAGUGAUUGGCAGAAAAGGUUAUGAUGGAGAGAAAGCUGAUAUAUGGUCUUGUGGGGUGGUUUUAUAUGUGCUUUUGGCAGGUUAUCUUCCAUUUCAUGAUUCUAACUUGAUGGAGAUGUACAGGAAGAUUGGCAAAGCUGAGUUCAAAUGCCCUAAUUGGUUUCCACCAGAAGCUCGCAGACUGCUGUUUAAGAUGCUGGAUCCAAACCCUGAUAGUAGGAUUUCCAUGGCUAAGAUAAAGGAAAGUGCUUGGUUUAAAAAAGGAUUGAACUCUAAACAGAAGAAAACAGAAGCAGAAAGCAGGGAUGUAAAUCAUUUGGAGAGGAGUGGUUCUGGUCCUUCCCGGACUAGCAAUGUUUCUUCUGAGGCAAAGCAGGAGGAAUCGGUCAAACCACCUAUCUUAAAUGCUUUUGAUAUCAUUUCUCUUUCUGCUGGAUUUGAUCUUUCUGGAUUAUUCGAGGAAAAAUCUAGACUAAAAGAGGCAAGAUUUACUUCUGUUCAACCUGCCUCUGUCAUCAUCUCUAAACUGGAAGAUGUUGCAAAGCAUUUAAGCCUGAAGAUCACAAAGAAGGAUGCAGGUUUGUUGAAAAUGGUAGGACUAAAAGAAGGUAGAAAGGGGCCUUUGUCCAUUGAUGCAGAGAUCUUUGAAGUCACUCCAAAUUUUCAUUUGGUGGAGGUGAAGCAAUCUGGUGGUGAUACAUUGGAAUAUCAUAAGAUAUUGAAAGAGGAUAUAAAGCCUGCCCUUGAUGAUAUUGUUUGGAUUUGGCAAGGUGAACAACAGCAUCAGCACCAGGGACAAGAACAAGAAAUACACCAGCAGCAGCUGCAGCAAUAACCAUAAUACGUUAGCAGCUGACAGUUAUGCUUAAAAUGUUCUCACGAUGCCAAUUUUUUCGCGAUGUCAUAUGUUUGUUUUUUUUUUUUUUUUUUUUUUUCAAAUUCUAGCAAUCAUCUUUGUGAUUGUCAGAUCCCACCUCGAUGAAUUUGCUCACUUUUUACAUGUGACCACAAACUUACUGUAAAAAAGCUGUUAUCUUUGGUUUCUGGAACUUUUAAUUUGAUUCUUUUUCCUAAUUACUUCUUCCA